AUGGGACGUUUUUCAUCGAUGUUCAGUGGGUUAGCUCGAUCUUUCUCCAUCAAGAAAGUGAAGAACAACAAUGGGAAUAGCGACGCUAAGGAAGCUGCUGAUGAGAUGGCCAAAGAUGCCAAGAAGAAGGAGAUGAUUCUGAAAUCAUGUGGUUACGUUUAUGCCGAAGGUUCUAAUAACUCUGCCUCUGUUUUCUCUAAACGCGGAGAAAAAGGCGUUAACCAGGACUGUGCAAUCGUUUGGGAGGGAUUUGGGUGCCAAGAAGACAUGAUAUUCUGCGGAAUAUUCGAUGGACAUGGUCCAUGGGGUCACUAUGUAUCCAAACAUGUAAGGAACUCAAUGCCUUCGUCACUUCUUUGCAACUGGCAAAAGAGUCUUGCUCAAGCCACAUUACUAGACCCCGAGCUAGACCUAGAAGACUCUAAUAAAAAGCUCUCGAGAUUCGACAUAUGGAAACAUUCCUAUCUCAAGACAUGUGCAUCAGUUGAUCAAGAGCUUGAACAUCACCGCAAGAUAGAUUCUUACAACAGUGGCACAACCGCUCUAACUAUUGUCAGACAGGGUGAAGUUAUUUAUAUAUCAAAUGUAGGCGAUUCACGAGCGGUACUAGCCACGGUUUCGGAUGAAGGAAGCUUGAUAUGGGAUGUGAUCUCGAACCAAGAAGCUAUAGAGAUCGUUUCUUUGACCACUGAGCGGCCUAAGGCGGCUAAGAGGUUAGUUGAGCAAGCGGUUCGGGCUUGGAAGAAGAAGAAACGAGGAAUCGCCAUGGACGAUAUGUCUGUCGUCUGCCUCUUUCUUCAUCCAUCUUCUUCUUCAUCAUCUCUCUCACAACAUGUUCAUCAUGCCACGAGUUUUAAGUAA
This is a messenger RNA of Eruca vesicaria subsp. sativa (arugula), 861 nucleotides long. NCBI's taxonomy places the organism in Eukaryota, Viridiplantae, Streptophyta, Magnoliopsida, Brassicales, Brassicaceae. The record is from the annotation of a GenBank genome assembly.